GAUUCGUUCUUCAGGUGAAGCCAUGGCCAGUGCCUCAGACGUCCGUAGCAUACUUUCCCUCCCUGCUGUAUCCUCUCCAGCUGCUGGGCCAUCUCAGCCAAAAAAACAAGUCGCUGUUUCAAACAGAAAACCUGAAGGGAUAUCUCGAGAGCUCUAUUCGUUAAUCGGUCCUUCAGCGCCUACCCUUCUCGCUCAGCUUGCUCAACCUAGGCUCAAACAAAAGCCAAAUCUGGGAGGAGGAGGUAAAGUCAAAUGGGAGUGGCGAUUGUUCAAAAAUGGCGCGCGAUCGGACUCGUUGGAACUAGGUCAUUGGGUGAAGGCUACUGAUAACCCCGAUGCUGACUAUAAAUUUGCCAAAUAUAACGCUCAGCCAACGGUUUAUGAAUGGUCGCAGGACGAGUACUCGCGGCAUUUGGAAGACAGCGAAUGGACAAAAGAAGAAACAGAAUACCUCUUCAAACUUGCACAAGAAUAUGAUAUACGAUGGCAUAUCAUCAAUGAUCGUUAUGAAUAUCCGAGUGGCCCAAAGCGUGAAAUAGAGGACUUGAAAGACCGGUAUUACAGUGUUUGCCGAAAGCUAAUACGAAACAGAACUUGGGCAGGAGAUGAAUUUAGCAAAAGCCAACUGUUGCUCAGUUUUCAGUAUGACAAGGAGAGGGAAAUUCUCCGAAAAAAAUACGUCGCCAGUUUGGCAAAUCGCACACCAGAACAGAUCCAAGAGGAAGAGGCACUGUAUAUAGAGAUCAAGCGUUUGGACCAAAACGAACGACAAUUCAAGCGGGAUCGCGAGAACCUUUUGCGGACGAUCGCAGGUGUGGACUCUGGGCUGCCAGAUAUUAUUGAAGACGAUGCUUCACUCAUCAUUGCCGACCCAAAGAAGAAGAAGCUUAAAGGAAUAGACCUCGAUAUCCCACAAACCCCUGUACUUACUGCUCCUGUGAUGAGGCGACCCCCAGCCCUCAAUAAGAACGCUGUAUAUGAUACAACACACUGUAUCAUUAGAAAUGACCCACCUUCAACAACGCCUGCUACUAAAGUUGCACACACACCUGCGUACUUUCGGUCGGUUAGGAUACCCUAUCCUAAAGCAGGCAUCGCUGAUAAAGUCAACGCGCUGCUUGCUGAAGUCGGGGUUACGAAUUCACGACUGGUGAUGCCCACGCACGCCAAUUGCCAACGCCUGGAGUCUGUAACAGAUGCGGCGACGAACUUGAUAGAGUUGAAGAGGGUGUUAGAUAAAGUCAACUUAGACAUCGAGGUUCUCAAAAACCGGUUGCAAUUGAGAGAAGAUGGAGGGGACAGUGCUUCUGUUGCUGAUGCAAUGGAGAUGGAUGAUCGCGGUGAUACUGCAGAGCCUGAAGGCGAAAAUGGACGAUCUCAAAGCGUGCUGAGUGCUAGAAGUACUAGGAGUCGUAAACACACCCGUCGUUCAAUGUCCAUCUCUUCCGUGGAUACUACUGUAGCCACUUCAACUCGUCCUAGCACCAAGCGGCAGAAGCGCAUGUAAUUAUUAUUAGUUCCUGCUUAAAAUCUACCUUUUUUACGGUCCCUUAAGUAUCCAAGA
This is a messenger RNA of Lentinula edodes (shiitake mushroom), 1564 nucleotides long. RefSeq lists its product as uncharacterized. Gene Ontology annotation, biological process: chromatin remodeling; DNA repair; negative regulation of transcription by RNA polymerase II. The transcript is spliced from 8 exons. The record is from RefSeq and is a predicted model, not a curated record. Gene Ontology annotation, molecular function: transcription corepressor activity. Gene Ontology annotation, cellular component: Swr1 complex; NuA4 histone acetyltransferase complex. Bases 23 to 1507 code for a protein of 494 amino acids. Lineage: Eukaryota; Fungi; Basidiomycota; Agaricomycetes; Agaricales; Omphalotaceae.